Messenger RNA from Morone saxatilis (striped sea-bass), 814 nucleotides. RefSeq names its product MARVEL domain containing 1 (gene marveld1). Bases 294 to 791 code for a protein of 165 amino acids. The record is from RefSeq and is a predicted model, not a curated record. Gene Ontology annotation, cellular component: membrane. Gene Ontology annotation, biological process: myelination. Lineage: Eukaryota; Metazoa; Chordata; Actinopteri; Moronidae. Gene Ontology annotation, molecular function: structural constituent of myelin sheath. The transcript has a single exon.
CCAUCACCCAGCCCCCCAAACACAGACGCUGCAUUCAACAGAGGAAACGGAAAAGACGAAACAUACAAGAAGGUUUUUCAUUUCAAAACCCCGGGGCAGUGGAAAGAACAGAGAGUUCCUUUCUUAAACCUAAACUUGUCCACUUUUGGCUUCAUUGUUUGACCACGAACCCGGCCUCCCACCGCGAUCUUUCCCCACUUUGUGCCCAUCUUUUCCCCAGCUGUUUGCAGCUGGCAGAAAGCACCCGCCCUGUUCGGGAAAAAGGGACCGAGAGUGACCGGAGGAGGAGAGAGAUGCCACCCCAACCUCCACAGCCGCAGGUGAGGAAGAAUAUCUUAAAGUUCCUCAAGAGUUUUUUGGGAAUCGUCCGGAUCCUGCAGAUCGCGUUUGGAGCCGGCCUGUGGGUCACCAUCGCCGCCAACAAAUACGAAGGAUCCGUCCACUUCGUCCUGUUCGUCGCGGUCCUCUUCUGGCUCCUCACCCUCGCCCUUUUCUUCCUCACCCUCCUGGACAAGCAGGACCUCGUCCCGCUGCUGGGAGGGGAGCGCUGGUUGGCCACCAACCUGGCGCACGACGUGGCCGCCGCCGUGCUCUACCUGCCGGCCAUAGCUGUCAUGAUCUUCAAGACGGAACGCAACUCGUUCUGCAACCUGGAGCAGUACAAGCACCCCUGUAUGUACAAGAUCUACCUGACGGCCGCCGUGUUCGCCUGUCUGUGCUGCCUGGUUUACCUCCUGUCGGUUAUUUAUGGUGCGUGCAGGAAGUGCCGGGGAGAACAGACGGUCAUCUGAUGAGACUGAUGGCGACAGGGAAG